Chlamydomonas reinhardtii is the source of this 2795-nucleotide messenger RNA. RefSeq lists its product as uncharacterized. The transcript has 6 exons. The record is from RefSeq and is a predicted model, not a curated record. NCBI's taxonomy places the organism in Eukaryota, Viridiplantae, Chlorophyta, Chlorophyceae, Chlamydomonadales, Chlamydomonadaceae. Bases 70 to 1146 code for a protein of 358 amino acids. Gene Ontology annotation, cellular component: endoplasmic reticulum. Gene Ontology annotation, molecular function: procollagen-proline 4-dioxygenase activity; L-ascorbic acid binding; iron ion binding. Gene Ontology annotation, biological process: peptidyl-proline hydroxylation to 4-hydroxy-L-proline.
GCACACGCACGCUCCAUAAUUGAAGCACACACCACCUGGUGCCUCUGGCUUUCGGCCGAACCCCACAAAAUGAAGACAAGUUUCUUUGUCGUCGCGGCUGUUGCGUUGUAUCUGGGUCAGCUCGCGCUUGCGGCUCAGCGCAAUCCUCGCACCGAUGAGGACAUCCUUCCUGGCUGGAUGGGCACUGACUUCAAGCCUGAUGUGGUCCAGCCCGACUUGAUCAGCCACCGCCUUGGCAAGAUGAAGGUUCUUGAUGCUGAUGCCCGCAUUUUUCUGAUUGAGCACUUCCUUACCGACGAGGAGGCCGACCACAUCGUCCAAGUCUCUGAGCGCCGUCUGGAGCGCUCGGGCGUCGUCGCCACCAACGGCGGCUCUGAAGAGUCCCAGAUCCGCACCUCGUUCGGCGUCUUCCUGGAGCGCGGCGAGGACCCCGUUGUCAAGGGUGUAGAGGAGCGCAUCUCCGCCCUGACCCUCAUGCCCGUCGGCAACGGCGAGGGCCUGCAAGUGCUGCGCUACCAGAAGGAGCAGAAGUACGACGCCCACUGGGACUACUUCUUCCACAAGGACGGCAUUGCCAACGGCGGCAACCGCUACGCCACCGUACUCAUGUACCUGGUGGACACCGAGGAGGGCGGCGAGACCGUGUUCCCCAACAUCGCAGCCCCCGGUGGCGAGAACGUGGGCUUCUCCGAGUGCGCGCGCUACCACCUGGCCGCCAAGCCCAAGAAGGGCACCGCCAUCCUAUUCCACAGCAUCAAGCCCACCGGCGAGCUGGAGCGCAAGUCGCUGCACACCGCCUGCCCCGUGAUCAAGGGUAUCAAGUGGUCUGCCGCCAAGUGGAUCCACGUCGGCCACUACGCCAUGGGCAACGAGCAGGCUGAGAUGAUUGAGCAGCACCCCCAGCCCAAGGUCAAGCCCCAGAACCUGCCCCCCGGCUGCGAGGACAGCGACGAGAUGUGCCCUGACUGGGCUGAGGCGGGCGAGUGCGAGCGCAACGCUAGCUUCAUGAUCGGCACCCGCGCCCGCCCUGGCAAGUGCGUGGCCAGCUGCAAGCGCUGCGACGUAGUCGUGGACACUGGCGCCGAGCGCACGCAGUCGGAGUGGAAGAAGUCGCAGACCGGCAGCCGCCGCAGCCUGGGCGCCUAAGCAGCUAAAGGAGCUAGAAGCGGCCUGAAGCGACAGCGUCUGGCGGCUGGCUUAGCCUAUGGUAGAAGCCGCGCAGCAGCGUACAUGGUAUGUGCGAUGUGCGUGGGCGUGUGACUAAUCUUGACGUUGUGUGCGGCAAUGGUUCUUGCGUUGUUGACGCGGGUUUGAACGCAAUGACUGUCACGGAUCAUGACCCAAUCCUAGAAAUUGUUGAUUAAAUGAUUCUGACCAAGGCUGCGGGCAGGCGCCUGCGUGGGCGCGGAAGCGGUCGGGGCCAGCGGUGGCGGGGUGCGGCGUUCAUUGCGCAAGCUGCCCACCACCGCAGGCCGUGGGUGAUGCUGCCUUGAAGCUUAGUAGACAAUAAGGCGUCUUGAGAAGCCAGAAAGCCAAUCGUGCUGCAUAUGAAGAGGUCUGCCAACAACAUGGGGUCUUAUCGAGAGCAUUUUGGAUGGUGAUCCGCGCAGUGGCAAUUACCGCCAAAUGACCUUUAAUCCAUGGUUCAAAUGGGUUUGUUUGUGUCUGUGGGCACACUAGUGACCUGAUUCUAUAUUGUACUGCCCUCUUGCGUUUGAUAUAACUGACGCUCUUUCGUUUGAAGUGUGGCUCGUGCACAUGUGAUGUGUAUUGAGGAUGCCGCAGGGGUUGAGACGACAUUUGCGAAGACGAGACAUGCGGGAGCUGUGAUUUGACGCAGUAUCCUUCGUUGAUUAGGGUACACGAUGGUUAGGGUUGGCGAGACAUGGACUUAGACAGGUAGGUCAUGUACAGGGCAUGCAUUUGGCAGUGUUUGGGUUUAGGGUUUGCAAAGGGGGCGGUCGAGCGCCAGUGCGGCCAGCACCGUGGGCAGGGUUACGAGACCCUGCGCCUCCCCUAAAGCAUCUCGGAAGAGGCUGCUGUAACCACGACGGUUGCAACUACCCUCUCAUGCGCAAAGGACGAAACUGUGGGCACACACAUAACGGCGGCAGGGCGGACCCGCACAUUCAACACGGUAGCCCGUAUACCUCAAACGGGUACCAGGUCUCAUAUCGGUACAGCCGAAUCAGAACUGUUGGACAGAGGCAGGGUUGCGGACAGAGGCCACCAAAAGAGUUUUCGCCGGGGUUACCGUAGUCAUUGUGAAAGCAGGUGGCUCACGUACUCAUGCCCACGUCCAGCCGUCCAGGUGUCUGGCCGUGAGCCGUCGUGCACGCUCUGUACACGCGCUGCAUCUAAGUGCCCUUUGCCAAGGGUGCAAGCCCUGAGUCCAAGGCCUGCUCGGCCGCGCACGCAGUAUAACAGGGAUGCAACCUUAGGCCUUAGGUCACCGGCCCAUGGCGAAGUGGGCCAGUGGCUGACGUGCAUCCUUGCUGAUGUGGACCAACUUUCUCACACCCUCAACCAGUUGGCAACGCCUCGCGGUGCCCUUGUGGGGCUUGGGCUGUCACUUGGUGCUGGUGGUCAGUAGCAGCGCGGUAUACGGUUUAUUAUUGUAUUUAAACGAUUGCUGUUGGGGACAAGCCACGCGAUCGUGGGGUGGAGGGAUUGGAUGAAAAUGGAGGAAGGGGAGUCGGGGGGUCGUUGGCACGCGGUCGUGCCGGUCAUGGGACGUCCCGACUCAAUCUUCUUGGCACGCGGUUGCUUCCUACAGAAUACUACAAAAUUUUCAU